AGUGCUGUUGACGAUUGUGGCUAGGCGAGUAGCAAUACAAAGCGUUCUUUGCAGCAAACAGGUUCACGUGUUAAUUUCUAUAUCAACAGGUUAUGGGCCCAGCUGUACGCACAGCUAACAGCUACUCUGUCUGAACAAUUAUUUUUUUUGUGUGUGUCCCCGGCUAACUGUUCCCAAGAAAUUAGAAAUUCUUUUCUGGAGUGAUGGAGAAAGAUGGCCGCCGCCAUGUUGUAUGGUGUCUGAAUGGGAAAAACUACGCGUCUUGGAAAUUUGGAAUGAAGCUGGCGUUACAAAGUGUUGAGCUUUGGGAAGUCGUGAACGGGACUCAACGGCAACCUGCUGAAAGACGCAAUGCUGACCAGGUGAUUGAAAAUGCAGCUGAUAUAACCAACUGGAACAAGAGAAAUACCACGGCAAUGCAGAACAUAUUUGGCGCCAUCAAAGAAGACCAAUCAAGGAUCCUGAUGUCUUGUAGCACAGCCCAAGAGAUGUGGAUGAAAUUGGAGACUGAGUAUGAAGAAGAUGCCGCAGACAAUGCACCUCUAUUGUGGACAAAGUUCUAUGGAUGCACAUUUCGACCAAGCCAAAGUGUAUCAAGCUUCCUGACUGAGUUGGAACAGAUAGCAUUCCGUCUGAAGAGCCUCAACAUAGCUAUUGAUGAUAAUCAAAUAAUGGCAAAGAUACUCAUGUCGCUUCCUCCAGAGUUCCGUGUUUUUGCCUUUGCAUGGGACAGCACGCCUGUUGCAGAGAAAACUCUCAAGAAACUGACUACUCGCCUUAUAGCAUUGGACAAGAGCCUGCGCAACGACGAAGAAGCAAAAUCGACAUCUGAUACUGCCUAUCUCAGUAAGCCGAACAGAGAUGAAUCACAGCACAAAGAGCAAGCACUUCCUGCCCAGUACGGUCAGAACAAAGGAAAAAGCCACCCUUCCAGUCAACAUGCUGGUAUACCGAGAACAUGCUGGGAGUGCAACUCCACUACGCAUGUUAGAGCUCAAUGCCGUCAAUACAAACGCCGGCGUGAGAGAGAAGGAGAAGAAGCGGACAGAAAAAGGAAGCGUUACGAUCGACAUGACAGAAGAGAUGAUAAACUAUGUAAGCUCCCAGGAGCAACUGGCCGAUGCACUCACGAAACCCCUGGCUGCUCCACGCUUCAAGUAUCUCCGUGACAAGAUUGGCGUUCGGGGUGUAGGGGAGGUGUAACUGAAGAGUUAAAGGAGGCUGAUAUUUCUUUUCUUAUUAUUUGUCUUGUGACACUGAACCUAGUAUUUAUGUCUGAUUCAAAUAUGCUGUGUAUUCUGUGCUCAUGUUUAUUUUUGGGGGUCCAGUUUGAGGGGAGGUGUUGAGUAUAAAAGAUAAACAAACUGGACAGUGCGGCAACGCAGGAUAGCCAGGAAAGAAGAGAGGGGGAGAAGGACCUACCCAGACAAAGGAAUAAGAGAGGGGGACUCAGUGCUGUUGACGAUUGUGGCUAGGCGAGUAGCAAUACAAAGCGUUCUUUGCAGCAAACAGGUUCACGUGUUAAUUUCUAUAUCAACAGUGUUGAGGAAGGGAGAACUUUGGUGAGUUUGAUCCGACUGUGUCUUACUCGUUGACAAAACUGUUGAUGGUGGUGACGGUGGACUCGGUUAUUUAUACGCGAAGCCAUAUGGCUCUGACGAGAAGGGGAUACGUGCACAGCAGUGGAAAUUUAUGGUGCGAAUCGAGAGUCCUAGGAAUAAACGUAAUCACGGGAUAUAACCUCCUAUACAGGGGCAAGUAUAGUUUUCUUGAAAUCCACUUUCUCCGCAACUCCAACAGUAUUUUUUUUGUUUUUCGGUGUUGCCUUGUCCCCUGUUUGCCUUGACGACACCAUUUCGGGCAUGCGUGCAUAAUGUCUUUUCUGCACAUCUUCGUCGAAUGCCAAUUCAAUCGUGUUUCUUUUCAGUCUAAAUGAUAAGAAGAGUGACAGUGACAAGUGACAGCUACCAUAUUCAUAUGCGUACGCUUUUACCGAGCGGAGAGAUGUGAAUGUAGAAUGGGAUUAUUAUCUCGAGUUCGUGUUUCUGUUUUACCUUCCAUUGUUUCUUUUCCAUUGUUAUUUUUUUAAAUUAAUUAAGCCCUAACCAAUUUAAUUCGUUUUGUGGUUGAAUUUGAUUAGCAAAUUCUCAUUUGAGCGACACUAUUACCAAUUAGUUUAAUGUAGUUUCAUCACUUCGUCGUGGUUGUUUGUGGCAUAUUAUCUGAAUUUUCAUUCAUCAUCAAAGCAUAGCAACAAACAAAACAACAUUUAAAAACCAGCUGGACCUCUCAUAUAGUGGUUGAGAAAGAGGUUUACGUUGGGCGCCUCUGGGCAGGCCACAUAUCUACUGUGCCAACUUUCCCUUCGAAAUUUAUAUCUUAGUAGGUUACGCGCAGGACAGAAUAGUGAACCGGUUCGUCACCUUUACCAAGGAUUAUUGUCAAAUCAAGUGACAUUUACAAUUAAUCUCCUGUUUCAUUCUUAUUCUACGUAUUUCUCUCAUUUUAUUCGACGCCAGAAAAAUUAUACUCGCGUAGAAAACAAGAAAUUAAUUUCGGUAUAAACAUUUAGUAUCAUUACUAUUUAUUUAUCUGAUUUGUGUAUAGAAACAACGAUUUGGCCAAUUUUGAAACAAUCAUCAGUGUGAACGAACGGUAGAGUAGUAAAUUCAACACCUGUAAAACUAUAUAGAAAGAAAAUAUUAAUUCAUAACGGAAACAGGAAGGACUCUUGGCACGCUUCUGACACCCUGCAUCGAA
This is a messenger RNA of Daphnia pulex (common water flea), 2760 nucleotides long. RefSeq lists its product as uncharacterized. The record is from RefSeq and is a predicted model, not a curated record. NCBI's taxonomy places the organism in Eukaryota, Metazoa, Arthropoda, Branchiopoda, Diplostraca, Daphniidae. The transcript has 2 exons. The coding region runs from base 204 to 1169 and encodes 321 amino acids.